AUGGCGGUCGGAUGCCAUGAAGCUGUGCUGUCCACGCUUCCCGAUGGGCGUGUGGAUGUCCCUGGGACUGAAGUCAGAAAGUCCGAAAGUCCAUCGCGGCGCUGGCAUGCGGCGACCUUACUUCUGAGGACCUUCUUCCUCAACUUCUUCGCUUCAUUCUCCUACCACGUGAUGGCAGUUCUGCUGGUGAUGUAUGCCACCGACGAGUUCGGCUUCAGCGACAAGGAAGCUGGCACCUUGUACGGAUGGUGGGGCAUCCUGUCCUCCUUGUGGACAGGCCUUGGCGGGAUGUUCGCCAUUGAUGCAGUGGGCUCGAAGAGGAUGGCUGUCUUUGCCACGGCCGCCAUGUUCGCGACCCGCGCGAUGCUGGUGCUGGCCCAAAGCCCCGACACCUUCCAGUUGGCUCUGCUCCUGUUGUCGCCAGUGGCAGAGGGGCUCCUGCUGCCGGUGUUUCUGGUGGCCCUGAAGAGGCUCACCGAAGAGGAGGAUCGACCGAUGGCCUUCAGCCUCAACUACGCGAUGCACAAUGCAGGCGGUGGCAUCGCUGACCUUGUCAUCGACAUCUUUCGGUCCUGGCAGCACCUCGAUCCCGCCGGCUUCACGGACCUGUUUGGCCGCUUUUCCACCCCGGCGAGGGCCUGCUUCCUCCUCUCAGAGGCCGCCUUGCUGGCCAGCUGCUUCCUGGCGUGCCUCCUGCCGUCGGAGCUGGCGCCUCCUUUGUCCUGCUGCGCGGGCAGCCACCUGAAGUUCCAGGACGAGGACGAGGAGGGCUCACCUCGUACGCUGGCGCCUGCUAACGGCGCCAAAGCGUCUCCAGUUCGUGUCGCUCUCAAGGAGGCCGCGGAACUGAUGCAAGAUCGUGGGCUCUGGUUCAUCGCGGCUUGCUCCACGGCACUGGUCGGCGUGAAGGCACAGUGGCACCACAUGAACGCAACGAUGCCAAAGUACCUGGUCAGGGAGCUCGGCGAAGACGUGCCCUGGGGAUCCGUGAAUAGCAUCAACUACUGGAUGUGUGCCUGCCUGCCGCCCCUCGUCACCAUGGCCACAGCCAAGUGGAGGAACUUCUCGGCCAUCCUCUUUGGAAGCGUCGUGAUGUCCUUAUCCCCGGCGUUCAUGAUCUUCGAGGUUUCCGUGCGUGCCACCUGCGCCUGGCUCGUCACGAUGAGCAUUGGAGAGGUGAUCUGGAGCCCGCGCUUCAACACCUUCUCGGCGAACUUAUCUCCAGACGGCAAGGAGGGUGCCUUCAUGGUCCUCGCGUUCACCCCGCAGUUCUUGGCCGCACUGCCCACUGGCUGGAUGUCGGGCAUCCUGCUGGCAAACUACUGCCCGGACUGCCCGAGCUGUCGCGAGUCUGGCACGGGCGCCUUCUGUCGCUACGAGUGCAAGGAUCCGGGUGCUCCGGUGCCUUGCAACGGGACGGCGCCAGGCCUUUCCUGCUCCUCGCACCGGACGCUGUGCGCGAGCCCCGGAGAAGCCGGGUGCCCGAGCAGCUGCCGGGGAUGUGAAGGCUGGCCGGAGCUGGCGAAUGGACCUGCCUUGUGGGCCUGGGUCACCGUAGCGUCGAUUCUGGGGCCGGUUUUCCUACUUCUGCUGAAGAAAAUGUCGCUGGAGAUCUCUGCCUCCGCCAAAGAGCGCAUCUAUGCCGCAGCGGAGCGUGAUGGUGACGGGAGUGAUGUUGAGGACUUGGCGAACAAGCCGUCGGCCACUGUGCUGGGGGCAGCGAGCCCCGAGAGCGAGGCGCAUCGCCUACUUGUUGCCAAUAAGAGUCGUGGUCGAAUGCUGACGUCCUGCGUUGCGCCUGACGCCAAGGCCUACCUGACGGUGGGCGGCACAACCUUCGUGGAUGCCACCAACGGAGCUGAGCCGACCACCACCAGCUUCACAGUCUCAGGCCUCACCCUGGGCUACUACUACCGCAUCCAGGUGGCGGCUGCCAACCGAGCCCUGGACACCAAUGCCCUCACAGACUUGGUGCCAAACUACGUCGAGGCCUCCUUCUAUGCUGCGGCCGCGCCGGAUCCGCCAGGUGCGCCGACAGUGGUGGCUUCCACGCGCACGAACACGGGGCUCCAAGUGUCCUGGACUCCACCCGCCAGCUCUGGCGGAAUUCCUGUGCUGGGCUACAAGCUUUACAGGGACAAUGGUGCCAAUGACCCCAUCGACAUCCUCCUGUGGAACGGCUAUGGACAGCCGGACGUGCUGUCCUUCACCGUCACGGGUCUGUCAGGCGGGCUGCUGUACCGCUUUGCUGCCACAGCGAUGAACUCUGCCGGCGAGUCCCUGCAGUGCCCCGUCUGA
Messenger RNA from Symbiodinium natans, 2298 nucleotides. The record is from the annotation of a GenBank genome assembly. Lineage: Eukaryota; Dinophyceae; Suessiales; Symbiodiniaceae.